CCAUGGAGACGCGUGGUUCUGGCGGGCACAGUGAGAGCCUGGAGCCCGCCCGGCGCGGGUCCUCGGCUGUUCCAGGCGCAGGUCUUGGUCCCGCGGGCGGAUGGCCGGCCGUGGUGGGACCGGGGCAGCGGAGGAGGACGAGCAGGGCGAGGAGUGCGAGGAGGAGGAGGAGGAGGAAGAGGAGGCGCGGGAAGGCGGCGCUGAGGGCUCCCCGGGGUCUAAACUGCCCCCCAUUGUGGGCACCACCGAGCUGGCCAAACGGAAGGUGAAGAAGAAAAAGAAGAAGAAAAAGGCCAAAGGGUCGGGCAAGGGCGACGCAGAUAAACAUCACAGUCGAAGCCGGAAGAGUCAGCCGCUUUCUACAGCUUUCCAGGACGUCUUAAGUCCCCACAAAGACCAUGCCUCGAGGGCAGAGCCCAGAGACAAAGAGGAGACUAGGCACGCCCUUCCCUAUUCGUGUGGCGUGAGCUACCCCUACGUCACCGAAACCGAGGAGAACCUUUCCAAGGAGAGCCUGCGUUGGGAUGGGAUUCUCACCGACCCUGAAGCAGAAAAGGAAAGGAUCCAUCUCUACAAGCUGAACCGGAGGAAGCGGUACCGGCUUGUGGCCCUCAAAGGUUAUCAUUCGGAUCCCCGCUCAGAGGACAGCGCGGAGAACCUGCCCUACUUCUCAGACAAAGAUUGCGGCCCCAGCAUCAAGCAGCCCGGCUCCAAGGGCGACCAUACGCAUAACUACUUUGAGGCCCCAAAGCUCCUGCACCCCAACUUAGCCACCACUGCGGCAGAGUGACCUCUGUCUGCCCCGCUGCCGAGCUGCUCCUUGCCACACGUUUAUGUUUGGAAAGAAUCAUAAUAAAAAGAAAUCAGACCAGAACCCGAAGGAAGCCGAUGAUUGCGGUGUGAGGUUGGUGCCCGGGUACCAAGGAGUUACCUUCCUUAUUAAGAAAGGUACCCUUGGGACU
Molecule: messenger RNA, 962 nt
Organism: Acomys russatus (golden spiny mouse)
Lineage: Eukaryota; Metazoa; Chordata; Mammalia; Rodentia; Muridae
Gene: Liat1
Product: chromosome 16 C17orf97 homolog
Exons: 2
Coding region: 101-790 (229 amino acids)
Biological process (GO): protein arginylation
Source: RefSeq, a predicted model, not a curated record